GGUGGAGUCUAGGGAGUGUAUUGUCUUCUGGGUGGAACCCCGGUGGGCUGAGCUGAGCCUGGAGCGGUCAGGGAAACGUCCUAGUGGGCGAGGCCCCGGCCUUGUGGGCGGGGCCUGAGCAGCGCAGGUCUCAGGAUGGAUGGGCGUGGUUAAGGGUCAGCGUGCUAGGGCUGGGGGAGGUGUCCUCAGGGCUGAACCCCUGCAAGGUGGGCGGGGCCUGGAGCGGACUUCCCUUCGGAGGUCUCCCGACAUCGCUCGGCCGGGGGUCCAGCCUCCCUCGCCAUGGACACCAGCGACCUGUUUGCCAGCUGCAGAAAGGGGGACGUGGGCCGUGUGCGGUACCUGCUGGAGCAACGAGACGUGGAGGUGAACGUGCGGGACAAAUGGGACAGCACCCCUUUGUACUAUGCCUGCCUCUGUGGGCAUGAGGAGUUGGUGCGCUACCUAUUGGCUAACGGAGCCCGCUGUGAAGCCAACACUUUCGACGGAGAGCGGUGUCUCUAUGGGGCGCUGAGUGACCCCAUUCGCCGUGCACUGCGGGACUACAAACAGGUCACCGCAUCCUGCAGGAGGCGGGAUUACUACGACGAUUUCCUGCAGCGGCUUCUGGAACAGGGCAUCCACAGUGAUGUGGUCUUCGUGGUACACGGAAAGCCGUUCCGAGCGCACCGCUGUGUCCUAGGUGCUCGCAGCACUUACUUCGCCAACAUGCUGGACACCAAGUGGAAGGGCAAGAGCGUUGUGGUUCUCAGGCACCCGCUGAUCAACCCGGUGGCCUUUGGGGCUCUGCUGCAGUACCUGUACACAGGCCGCCUAGACAUCGGUGUGGAGCAUGUUAGUGACUGUGAACGCCUGGCCAAGCAGUGCCAGCUGUGGGACCUGCUCGAGGACCUGGAGGCUAAAUGUGAGAAGGUGUCCGAAUUCGUGGCUUCCAAGCCUGGCACAUGUGUGAAGGUGCUGACUAUUGAGCCCCCUCCAGCAGAUCCCCGGUUGCGGGAGGAUAUGGCACUGCUGGCUGGCUGCGCCCUGCCACCUGAGUUGCGGGGUGACCUAGGAGAGCUGCCCUUCCCAUGCCCCGAUGGCUUCAGCAGCUGCCCUGAUAUCUGCUUCCGAGUGGCUGACUCCAGCUUCCUCUGCCACAAGGCUUUCUUCUGUGGCCGCAGCGACUACUUCCGGGCCCUGCUGGAUGACCACUUUCGAGAGAGUGAGGAACCUGCAGCCUCUGGGGAGCCCCCAGUUGUCACCCUGCAUGGCAUCUCCCCAGAGAUCUUCACUCAUGUGCUGUACUAUGUAUACAGUGACCAUACUGAGCUGCCCCCUGAGUUGGUCUAUGACGUGCUCAGUGUGGCUGACAUGUACCUUCUACCUGGCCUGAAGCGGCUUUGUGGCCGCAGCCUGGCCCAGCUGCUGGAGGAGGACAACGUGGUGGGUGUCUGGCACAUAGCCAAGCUGUUUCGCCUGGCCCGGCUGGAGGACCAGUGUACUGAGUACAUGGCCAAGGUCAUUGAGAAGCUGGUGGAGCGAGAGGACUUUGUGGAGGCGGUGCGGGAAGAGGCGGCAGCUGUGGCCGCCCGGCAAGAGACAGACUCCAUUCCACUUGUUGAUGACAUCCGCUUCCAUGUGGCCAGCACAGUCCAGACCUACAGUGCCAUUGAAGAGGCGCAGCAGCGGCUGCGGGCACUUGAGGACCUGCUCGUGUCCAUUGGCUUAGACUGCUGAGCCCUUGCUGUUCUGCAGCCCUGCAGCUAG
Molecule: messenger RNA, 1749 nt
Organism: Peromyscus eremicus (cactus mouse)
Lineage: Eukaryota; Metazoa; Chordata; Mammalia; Rodentia; Cricetidae
Gene: Abtb1
Product: ankyrin repeat and BTB domain containing 1
Exons: 13
Coding region: 283-1719 (478 amino acids)
Cellular component (GO): cytoplasm; ubiquitin ligase complex
Molecular function (GO): protein binding
Source: RefSeq, a predicted model, not a curated record